This is a messenger RNA of Naumovozyma dairenensis CBS 421, 2541 nucleotides long. It is a transcript of the gene CFT2, whose product is annotated as cleavage polyadenylation factor subunit CFT2. The record is from RefSeq and is a predicted model, not a curated record. Gene Ontology annotation, molecular function: RNA binding. Lineage: Eukaryota; Fungi; Ascomycota; Saccharomycetes; Saccharomycetales; Saccharomycetaceae. Bases 1 to 2541 code for a protein of 846 amino acids. Gene Ontology annotation, cellular component: mRNA cleavage and polyadenylation specificity factor complex. The transcript has a single exon. Gene Ontology annotation, biological process: mRNA 3'-end processing by stem-loop binding and cleavage.
AUGACUUACAAAGUUAGCUGUUGUGAUGAUGGAUCUGGUCAAACUGUCGGUACUCUCCUGAAAUUUGAUAAUGUUGUUACCAUCCUAAUAGACCCUGGUUGGGCCAGCUCCGCCGUGUCAUACGAAGAUAGUGUCCGUUAUUGGACCAACGUCAUUCCUGAAGUAGACAUAAUACUACUAUCCCAACCCACCGGUGAAUGUCUAGGAGCCUACACGUUACUUUACACAAACUUCCUAUCUCAUUUUAAAUCAAGAAUUGAAGUAUAUUCCACCUUACCCAUCGCCAACUUAGGCCGUGUAUCUAUGAUUGAAUCAUACGCAUCCAAGGGAAUAAUAGGCCCUUACAACACAAAUAGGCUAGACCUCGAGGACAUAGAAAAAUCAUUCGACCAUAUCUCCAUUUUAAAAUAUUCUCAAACGGUUGACCUUCGAUCGAAAUUUGAUGGAUUGUCGUUAAUAGCGUAUAAUUCGGGGUCAAACCCUGGUGGUACUAUUUGGUCCAUUUCCACAUACUCAGAAAAGUUGAUAUAUGUACAUCGUUGGAAUCAUACCAGAGACUCGAUAUUGAACCCCGCGUCAUUGUUGGAUCAAACGACGGGGAAACCACUAGCGAGUUUACUGAAACCAUCCGGUGUCAUUACUACAUUGGAUAAAUUUGGGUCCAUAGAUCCCUUCAAGAGACGUGUUAAGUUGUUUAAGGGAACCGUAUGGAAUAGUUUGAAUAAUAACGGGAGUGUGUUGAUCCCGGUAGAAAUGGGAAGUGGGAAAUUCUUGGAUAUCCUGGUUAUAAUUCAUGAGUUCCUUUUUGAAAACGGGAAGAACCCGUUUUAUAAACAUUUACCUGUUUUACUUGUGUCUUAUUCGAAAGGGAGAGCCUUAACUUAUACGAAAUCCAUGUUGGAAUGGUUGUCCAGUUCGUUGUUGAAAACUUGGGAAUCGAGGAGUUCAAAUCCGUCGCCGUUUGAUUUGGGAAAUAGAUUUAAAGUUGUUACGUCUGAUGAAUUGUCGAAAUAUCCAAAUUCAAAAAUUUGUCUGGUUUCCAAUGUAGAUAUCUUGCUCGACGAGACUGUUGCGCAUCUAUGUGAUAGCAAAUCACAACAUCAAAAUAAAACAACAAUACUCUUAACAUCAAACAUGAACAAUGGUAUACUACAGAAUAUGAAAGAAUGUUGGGAAGAACAAAAGGUAAAAGAAGGAGACCUUAUAAAAUUCAAUAAAACCAUAUCAGUACACAACAUACAGCUCGAUCCCUUAAAUGACGAAGAAUUAUCGGAGUAUAAAUCAGUUCUAGAGGAAAGAAAGAAUAAAGAAAAAUUAAUUAUAGAAUCAAUAAAAAGAGGCAAACAUAAAGAUAAAAUAUUAACACUUGAUUUGCAUGGAAAAGAUAGUAUAUUGGAUGCAAGUCGGAAGAGUAGUAUAAUAGAUUUAACUAAUGCAGAUGAGGAGGAGGAAGAUGAAGAGGAGGACGAAGACGAAGACGACGCAUUAAGUUCCAAAGCUUUAUAUGCUAAAAGAAUUCAUACCCCAGUAGAUAUAAUAAUUCAACCAAAUCUUCCACCAAAAUCCAAAAUGUUCCAAUUUUACCCUACAAAGUUGAAAACAGAUGAUUAUGGUACGGUUAUCGAUUUUACCAUGUUGAUACCGAAAGAUGAUGAAGAUGAUAAAGACUUUGAAUCAGAACUGACCAAGAAAAGACGUAUAGACCGUCUACAAAAUAAGGGACAAGAUACCGAGGAUAUGAAUAUGCCUGUUGCUCAAUUUACUAAAAAAGAAAAACUUAAUCAAAAUAACAACAAUACAAUCACGGAUAGUUCUUUCAUUCAACCAAAUUUUGACAAUAUAGAUUUUUUGAAAACGGAUAAUACACCACAAAAAAGAACAUUAACUAAAAAGAACCAUAUCAUUAAUUGUUCCAUUUCAUACAUCAAUUUAGAAAGUCUCGUAGAUCAAAGGUCUGCCUCAGUAAUUUGGCCAUCAUUAAAGCCAAGGAAACUUAUUUUGUUUGGCCCAGAUAAAAUUCAAGAUCGCACAUUAAUGAAAAUCUUAGUUAAGAAGGGUGUUGAUGUCACAGCUCUUCCAUUGAACAAACCCACGGAGUUCACAACAUCCAUUAAAGCUUUUGAUAUCUCCAUUGAUCCAGAAUUGGAUCAAAUAUUAAAUUGGCAAAGAAUUAGUGACGGUUAUACGAUUGCCCAUGUAACGGGACAUCUCGUGAAAGAAAUUCCGAAUGCAACAGCGACACAAGCUACGAAGAUACAACAAAAUACGAAAAAUAAGUUAAUAUUGAAACCACUAAAUAGUAUGACUAAAGUUCACGCGAGUGGUGCAUUAUCAGUGGGUGACGUGAGACUUGUGGAAUUGAAAAGAAAUUUAACGGCGAAAAAUCAUGUAGCAGAAUUCAAAGGUGAAGGGACAUUAGUAGUGGAUAAUAAAGUCACCGUUCGUAAGAUAAGUGAUGGUGAGACCGUUAUAGAUGGACCGCCAUCUGAGUUGUUCCAACUUGUCAAGAAAUCCGUCACUGAAAUGUUGGCGAAAAUAUAG